Molecule: messenger RNA, 351 nt
Organism: Macrosiphum euphorbiae (potato aphid)
Lineage: Eukaryota; Metazoa; Arthropoda; Insecta; Hemiptera; Aphididae
Source: the annotation of a GenBank genome assembly
AUGAACUUUCAGACGACCACUACUCAUGUAGUUAUUAAAUUCAAUGAAAAAACCAAAAAUGGAAAGGAAAGCAUUGAUAUUCUACCAAUUUCGUGGACGUACUACAAAAAGGGCAAAUUAUUCAGUAGAUAUCCAUAUGAAGAUGAGUACCAUAAAUUAGAUGAUAUGUGCAAGUUGUCAGUAGAACCCAAAACAUUUUGGAAAAGUUAUGAAGCAACUUUAAUUAAAGAAGCUAAAAGUUAUGAACAAGGAUUACGUAGAAUGAACAGGGCAUGCUCGGAGACUAUAGUGCAUAGUAGUAACCUAGAUGAAAGAAAUAGUUCUGAAGAAGAAAUGAAUCCUCUUAAAUGA